GAACACAUGUUGUAUUAGAGUCUGUCAAAGUGCGUUUCAGCACCUUGGAGAGCAUCUCUAGUCAGGGGAAAAUAAAUGUUUUGCACAAUGACCUGUUGCACCUGCUACAAAGCAAUGGAAAGAAACAUAUUUAGCCUAGAAUAAACGUAAGUAAAACUAUCAAUAUUCAUCAUCUUAUUUUGUAGGCUACAAAACGCAGUUUUUUCAAUAUAUUAGGCCUAUAAGUGCUUUCAUAAAACUAUUUUUAUUCCAUUAAAAGGAGAUUGGAUGUUAUGACGCAUAACACCUAAAAAUCAGACGUGUGCAUUUGCGUAACUCAUUUCCAUAAAGAAUUAUGUGAGCACUGGUAUAUAAACCUGUCUCCCUCCUGAUGGCAAAGAUUCAGACACCGCUGUGCCUCAGAGUCUCAGUAUCCGAGAAUAAGCCUAUAUAGACUAUUCGAUCAAACAAAUCAUAGCGACUCUGCAAUAUUCUUUUUAAGACAGUCUACGACAAAUCGUCAUAAGUUCAAUGAAGACGGAGAGUGUGGUGCAAAACAUUCAGUUCGUCGGCAGAAAGCGAAGUCUGAUCGAAGAUGCCCGGAAAGAGCGCGCCAGCGGUUCAUCGUCCCCUGGCCCAUCGCGGUGCGGUGAAAACUUUGUGUUUGAGGAAAAGGAAGGAACGGUGACACUGAACAUUCUUUUCGCACUCAGCCAUGGGAAGAAUGCAGGGUUCUUUAAAACUGGCAAAGUCUUUGAGACGUUUGAAGCCAAGCUUCUGCAUAUUGAGAGCCGACCAGGGAGGAAGUCUAAGAACAGUGGUUGUGAUGAUCUGGAGUUCUUUAUGAGGUGUGAAGUGCACAGCUCCGACACAAACAUCUUCAUCAACUCACUCAAGAGAGUCGCCGACGAUGUACGCACCAUCCCAGAGGAAAAAGUUCCCUGGUUCCCCAGAAAGAUCAGAGAUCUGGAUAAAUGCAACCUGUUGAUAACGAAAUAUGAUCCAGAUAUGGACCAGGAUCAUCCAGGAUUCAGUGAUCCAGAAUACAGAAAAAGAAGGUGCUUCAUUGCUGAACUUGCAGCGAAUUACAAACAGGGGGAACCAUUACCCAGAGUGGAGUACACACCAGAGGAGGUGGCCACAUGGAGAGAGGUGUACCGGACCCUGAGGACCAUCUACCCUGACCUGGCUUGCAGACAGUUCCUGGAUGGGCUGCAGCAGCUGGAGAGGGAGUGUGGCUACGGAGAGGACAGUAUCCCCCAGCUCCGGGAGGUCUCUGCCUUCCUCAAAGAGAAGUCAGGCUUCCAGCUGCGUCCGGUGGCAGGGCUACUCUCCGCCAGAGACUUCCUAGCUAGCCUGGCCUUCAGACUGUUCCAGUGUACCCAGUACAUCCGCCACGCCUCCGCACCCAUGCACUCCCCAGAGCCAGAUUGCUGUCACGAGUUACUUGGCCAUAUUCCUAUGCUUGCAGACAAAGAUUUUGCCCAGUUUUCCCAGGAAAUCGGCCUAGCCUCACUGGGCGCAUCAGACGAGGAUAUUGAGAGACUCUCAACCUUGUACUGGUUCACGGUGGAGUUUGGACUUUGUAAGCAGAAUGGAACUAUGAAGGCAUACGGUGCCGGCCUCCUGUCCUCCUAUGGAGAACUCAUUUAUGCUCUCUCUAACGAACCUGAGUACAAGCCAUUCAACCCUGAGGAGACUGCAAUCCAGCCUUACCAGGACCAGACUUUCCAACCUGUCUACUUUGUCUCAGAAAGCUUUGAGGAUGCCAAGAUUAAGAUGAGGCGGUACUCGUCGUCCAUCCAACGGCCCUUCUCUGUCCGGUACGACCCAUUCACCUGCAGCCUGGAGGUUCUGGACCAGCCCAGUAAGAUCCAGCAUGCCCUGGGCCAGAUGAGAGACGACCUGAAGAUACUACACAGUGCCCUGGAGAAACUGGGCUGAGGGCCUCAACACUGAGCCAGAGACUCAGGGAGUGAAACUGAUACAUACCCAUGGAGAGGUGGGAAGGGGAAGCCAUUUUGGGUCUUUAAAGGUGCCAUCUGUGAUUACUCUGUGUGGCCAUGGGGCCAAAUGCACAAAAUACAGUAGUUCCAUUUAAGACAAUCAGUUGAAUAUCCAUCUCUUCAAUCCUGCUGGGCUAAUACUUGCAUUAUUAUUAUUAUUGUAUUUUUUUAGAGACUAAACUAGAUUUCGCCUUUAAAUGGAUGCAUGUGAAAUACUGAAUAUAUCUGAAAAAUACCAUUUA
Messenger RNA from Coregonus clupeaformis (lake whitefish), 2227 nucleotides. Its product is annotated as tyrosine 3-monooxygenase-like. Lineage: Eukaryota; Metazoa; Chordata; Actinopteri; Salmoniformes; Salmonidae. Gene Ontology annotation, cellular component: perikaryon; cytoplasm; axon. The coding region runs from base 511 to 1923 and encodes 470 amino acids. The record is from RefSeq and is a predicted model, not a curated record. Gene Ontology annotation, biological process: dopamine biosynthetic process from tyrosine. Gene Ontology annotation, molecular function: iron ion binding; tyrosine 3-monooxygenase activity. The transcript has 12 exons.